AUGGCGUGGUCUGCGAGAAAGCGCAGGCAGACGGAGUCGGAGCCCUUUGAAUUUCAGAGGCGGCGGGUCGAGAAGAGGCAAAAUACGCAGGGCUUGGACCCCGGAUUGAAGGCCCAUUGUGCUGAAAUCUUGCAGCUUCUCAUGCAGCACGGACAUGGGAAGCAAUUUUCGAAGCGCGUUGAUCCUGUGGCGUCGAAUUUUCCGGAUUAUCUCUACGUCAUCCGGAAGCCGAUUGAUCUGGGUACUAUCAAGUCCGACUUGGAAAAGGGUUACUACUCCAGCGCCGAUUCCUUUGCCGCUGAUGUGAGGCGGGUGUUCUUGAAUGCCAUGAUCUAUUACCCUCGAGGGAAUUAUGUGCGCGCAGCCGCCCAACAUCUCAGUAAUCUCUUUAACACGAAGUGGGAAGAAACCAUGGCCAAAUUCUCAGUUCAUCGUCCUCUGCCACCUCCCAAAACCAAGGGUUUGUCGUCUCUGCCGUCUUCGUCCUUCUUCUCACCCGAACACAUACAUGGCGGUAGGACCGAGACCUGUUCUCCUUCUUCUUCUUCUACUACGGUUAUUCAAAGUCAAGGGCUUUUUGGGGUUCAUUCAAUUGCAAACACCGGUGGCAAAGACGAUGACUCUGUCAUUGCCACCCUCGUUGUUGAACAUUCUGGACAUUCUGUUGCAACUGUCACUGAGAAGAGCAGAGGACCAAGAGAAGGGAGAGUUGAGUUGCUGAAGCUUCGCUUUUCAGAUACAUUGUCGAAAGCUAACAAGAUCUUAAAAGGUGUACCCGACUCUCCUCCCGAGCAGAGGACCAAGAGAAGGGAUAGCCUCAGAAAAUCAGCUCGGCGUAGGAUUUCGAGUGUGCAAAAGUCUGUGAUGUUUGAUCAUGAUUCUAAGCACUAUCUCAGGGAACUUGAGAAGCUGUGCGGGUGUGGCAGCAAAGAUCCUUUUCUCAACGUUGGACAAGGAUUCCCUCUCAAGGAGUUGGGUUUGCACAUUAAGGAUGAAGAAUAUGACUUGCAAGGUCUCGACGAGGACGUCUUUCUCAGCGGAGAUUGGGAGGAAGGAGAGAUCAUUGGGGGAUGA
This is a messenger RNA of Malus domestica (apple), 1074 nucleotides long. RefSeq lists its product as uncharacterized. The record is from RefSeq and is a predicted model, not a curated record. Lineage: Eukaryota; Viridiplantae; Streptophyta; Magnoliopsida; Rosales; Rosaceae. Gene Ontology annotation, molecular function: protein binding.